AUGCCGCGCUACUACUGCGAUUACUGCGAUGUAUUCCUUACGCAUGACUCCCCGUCCGUGAGGAAGCAGCACAACAGCGGGCGCAAGCACAGGGACAAUGUGAGCAUGAGCUCUUGGGGUGCGGGAGGUGACCGGGAGCAGGUGCGCGACUACUACGGGCAGUUUGUGAGCAAGCAAGCACAGAGCGUGAUCGACUCGAUCAUCUCACGACGUGAGGGAGGGAGGAGGCUGGUCUUGACUCGUUGCUGA
Molecule: messenger RNA, 249 nt
Organism: Guillardia theta CCMP2712
Lineage: Eukaryota; Cryptophyceae; Pyrenomonadales; Geminigeraceae
Exons: 1
Coding region: 1-249 (82 amino acids)
Biological process (GO): mRNA splicing, via spliceosome; mRNA 5'-splice site recognition; spliceosomal snRNP assembly
Cellular component (GO): U1 snRNP; nucleus
Molecular function (GO): pre-mRNA 5'-splice site binding; zinc ion binding
Source: RefSeq, a predicted model, not a curated record